CCCCCCCCCCCCCCCCCCGGUGGAACUUUAAUUCCUUCUAGCUCCUACCCUACCCAUCUCCUCCGACCCCUGGGCCCGGACCAUCAAUAGUGUCCUUUCAGGCUGUGUUCAGCUCUCAUCUAUGUGUUAGCUUGCAUUGUCAUACCUACCACUCUAUUCCUCCUGCGCCAAGAGCAGCUGGCAUAAGGAUCCCAUUUCCCGCCAUACAAAACUCAUCACGAACCUCGCGUCCAUCCCCCCCCCGCGUCUAGAACAUUGGCAAAAAAAACGUUGCUUGUUGACUGCCAAGAGCCAAGGACCCCUCCAUCAUUCGGGAGAGCUCACUUAUAUUUCUCCAACACCCUCCCGUGGACGAUUCCUUUGUCAGCCUCUGCCCCUUCCAAGUUCUUAUUAGAGCUUUGAACAACAACUAGUCACGCAGAGUUUCUUGUAUUGAGCACCGCAUAUCAUCAUGAGGACCUCGAUCGCGCUUUGCGUACUCUCCAUGAGCUCAUGGACAUUAGCUGCACCAAUAGUCUUAAUGGUCAAGCAUGCAACACCGAAAUACUCAGGAGCCCAGAUCACAUCGUCAGAUAUCUGGACUAUUCGACAAUCCAACUUCAAAGUCCCGGGGGAUGCCAGUGCUCAAGACGUUUUAGAGGGACGGCCCGACAACAAACCGUACACCCCGUCCGGCGAUGUCACACCAUCAGAAGCUCUGGCUGCACCUCGCCCACUGAAGACAAGCUAUCUGCUGUCCCUGAAGCCAGUCGUCCCGCCAGCGGACGCAUCGGUGAAGAACCCAAGGGAGGAUCAGGAAUCAGUCUCGCAAUCGCAGUCACAGCCUGAGUUCCAGCAAUCUACCACGGUCAAGGAGGAAACAGGCACUGUUACGAAGCACUUGCCCUCGACUGUGGAACUCGAAACGCAGGGUAACGCGCCAUAUCAACACAAGACACCAUGCCACGGCUAUCUGGUUCGGCAGUACGUCGACAUGCCUGUUGUCAGCGUCGUCUUCCUCCUUAUCACCAUUAUUGCCCUAAUCGAGUUAUGGGAUUCAAUCUGCGCAUUCACUAGCAGACUCUGGUAUGGGGAAGGAAGGAUUCGCUUAGAGGAUGAGGUAGAUGAGAAGGACCAUCUUAGAAUACGCCAUUCCGAUUUCACCCUGCAGCCGGCCCCCAAGACAAGGUCAAGGUCAAGCACGACUUCUUCUGGGGAAUCGGACAACGCCUUAUGACGACAGUGAUCGUCACUUUCUUUUGUAUAUCUAAGCAUGAUACCGUUGAGCGCGGCGUUUGGGGGGCAUGAUUUAUCAUUACGAGCAUUGCACGGAUUAUGGAGACAUCUAGUGCCAAGUGACUAUGGAGAAUUCGCAUUCACAGGUAUGGAACGGGUCACGGCGCGGACGGGACGCGGACGAGGAAGAAUCAUGUGUUAAUUAGGACUAAACAUACCGUCCACAGCUUGUCCUACAAGACUUGGAGGGGACUUGGAAAAGAGUUAAAUGAACCUCCACGCAUCAAGGUGGCUGGAUCAACCCGCGUAUGUUAGCGCUGUGAAUAUUUAAUGCUGUUGAACCGAAUAAGCGCACUUGUUUUGACUUUCUUGCCGGUAUACCGACCUCGAUAAACCUUGAUCAAGUGCCGAUGUCAGGCUUGGC
Molecule: messenger RNA, 1639 nt
Organism: Truncatella angustata
Lineage: Eukaryota; Fungi; Ascomycota; Sordariomycetes; Amphisphaeriales; Sporocadaceae
Exons: 2
Coding region: 452-1216 (254 amino acids)
Source: RefSeq, a predicted model, not a curated record